UAAUGAUCCUAACAAAAAGAAGGAACUGCAAUUGAUGCUUGAGGAAGAAAAUAGGCGAGCCAGGAUGCGUUCAGUUGGGAAUGUCAGAUUCAUUGGUGAAUUAUAUAAAUUAAAAAUGCUUACAUCUAAAAUAAUGGUAUACUGUAUGAACCAUUUGAUAGAAGAUGUAUUAGAGGAAGAAAACCUUGAAUGUUUAUGCAUACUGCUUACUACAAUUAGGGAACAAGUCGAGAGUGAAGCAAAAACCCAAUUGGAUUCUGUAUUAGAGAAAAUGCAGAACAUAAUUUAUGACCGUAAAAGCAACAAAAUUAGUAGUCGUGUUAGAUUCAUGAUUCAGGAUGUAAUUGAAUUAAGGGAACGAAGAUGGGUUGUUAAGAGUAAUUUAAGUACUGUUAAAUUGGCUCCUCCUGCAUGGAGCCCUGCAUUCAGUACUAAAACUGCAGCACAAAUUAGUAGUAACAGCAUGGUUGGUCUUACUAACAACAAGUAUAGUGUUUUAGAAAUGCAGCCAAACGAUUCUAGUCCCAUCAAAGGCCCUGUUACAGCAGCUGUUCCACAGGAUCCACUGCCAGAAAACAAGAAGAAGUCUGUUCAUGCAAUGAUUAACCUCGCUCUUUUGAACCCUGUUGACGAUGAGUUGAUACAUGAAAUACAAAGAUUUGAUACAAGAAAUCAUGCUGCAGUUGUUACGGAAAUACUCAACAUGGCACUGGAGAAAUCCCAGAAAGAAAUAAACACUAUAGCGAAGUUACUCUUACAUUUGGUUUCAACAAAUACUAUCUUACCAGUUCAUUUUGAAUUGGGCAUAACAGAAACUUUAGAAUUUGCGCCUGAUUUGUAUAUUGAUAUACCCAUGUUAUAUGAAUAUUUAGGAGUGAUCAUUGCGCCGCAUAUUGAAAAGAGGCACAUCACACUACUUCAAGUGUUUAGGCUUUCUGAAAAUAUUAAAUCUGCGAAACAAGGACAUUUACUACUAAAAGCAAUAAUAAGAGAGUUAAGAGAUAGCAUGGGACCUACUUUUGCAAAAAGUAAAUGGCUGGAAUCAAUCUUCAGUUUAAUCAAUGGAUGCAUGAUGACCAGUUGCAAAAGCGGUCACAGUGCUAUUACCGAGUCAGGGUUCAAAGGUCGGGGUGAUCUUAAACGAUUGUAA
This is a messenger RNA of Achroia grisella, 1150 nucleotides long. Its product is annotated as eukaryotic translation initiation factor 4 gamma 3-like. The record is from RefSeq and is a predicted model, not a curated record. Gene Ontology annotation, molecular function: protein binding; translation initiation factor activity; RNA binding. NCBI's taxonomy places the organism in Eukaryota, Metazoa, Arthropoda, Insecta, Lepidoptera, Pyralidae. The transcript has 8 exons. Bases 35 to 1150 code for a protein of 371 amino acids.